This is a messenger RNA of Pseudozyma flocculosa PF-1, 1305 nucleotides long. RefSeq lists its product as uncharacterized. Gene Ontology annotation, cellular component: mitochondrial inner membrane. The coding region runs from base 1 to 1305 and encodes 434 amino acids. The transcript has 2 exons. Gene Ontology annotation, biological process: mitochondrial protein processing; protein quality control for misfolded or incompletely synthesized proteins. Lineage: Eukaryota; Fungi; Basidiomycota; Ustilaginomycetes; Ustilaginales; Ustilaginaceae. The record is from RefSeq and is a predicted model, not a curated record. Gene Ontology annotation, molecular function: metalloendopeptidase activity.
AUGGCCCAUCGACGCCUGCCUUCGAUCCUCGGGUCACCCGUGCCAACCUGGCGCAGCAUCCAGGGCUCCAGCGCCUCCCAACGGUUGCCGUCCCAGGCCAUCCGCCCCCUGCGCACCUCUUCGGCCCCGCGCGCAACCUACCGCCGCUUUGGUCAGCCCGCCCCGUCGUCGUCGCCAGCACCACCGCCGCAAUCGCACAACGCUGCACCAACGCCACUCAACCUCCAGACCUUGCAGGACAUCCUCGUCCAGCGCACCCGCGCAAACGCCGGUGGCGGCGGAGGAGAAGGAGGAGGCGGCAACCGUAGACCGCGCGGCAGGGGCUUCCAGUCGCGACCCACGCUCCUCUUCGUCGUCGGCGGCGGCGCGGGCGUCUACUACCUCGUCCACCUCGAGCGCGUCCCCGAGACGGGUCGCUGGCGCUUCAUCGACGUCAGCCGCGAGCAGGAGGUCGCCAUGGGACAGGAUUCGUACCGCCAGGUGCUCCAGCAGUACCGCGGCAAGAUCCUGCCCCCCAACCACCCGCACAGCCGCCAUGUCAGAAAGACGGCAGAGAGGAUCAUCGCCGCCCUCGAAGAUGGUCAGCACUCGGACGUCAAGCACGGCUCCGUCGACGCCGCCCUGGGCAGCAGCGGCGGCGGCGGCGGCGAGUCGAGCUUCUUUGGCGCCACUGCCUCCGACGGCGGGCCCCGGCCAAAGACCGACUGGGAGUUGUUUGUCAUCGACGAGCCGUCGGAGAAAAACGCCUUUGUGCUGCCGGGGGGCAAGGUCUUUGUCUUUACCGGCAUCCUGCCCAUCACGGCCAACGACGACGGCCUGGCCACGGUGCUGGGCCACGAGGUGGCGCACCAGGUGGCGCGCCACAGCGCCGAAAAGGUGUCGGGCUACAAGGUCCUGAUGUUUGGCGCCCUCGUCCUCGAGUCGCUCCUCGGCAUCGACGCCGGCCUCAGCCGCACCGCCCUCACCCUCCUCCUCUCGCUGCCAAACAGCCGCAAGACGGAGCUCGAGGCCGACCAGAUCGGCCUCUCGAUCAUGGCAAAGGCGUGCUACGAUCCGCGCGAGGCCGCCAGGCUGUGGCAGCGCAUGCAGCAGUCCGAGGGCGAAGGCGGCGGCGGCGGCCUGGGCGACGCGGCAAAGGCACUGCUCUCGACGCACCCGGUCAGCAGCCAGCGGAUCAAGAAGAUGCAGGAAUGGCUUCCCGAUGCCAUGUCGACGCGCUCGCAGUCGGGCUGCCCCAACCCAGACGACGUGUCGGGCUUCCGCAGCGUCGUCGGAGGGUCGAGGUUCGGCAGCGCCUUUGGGUAG